UAACAAUUGAAAAAAAAUAAAAUUAACCGAGUCGACACAAUCCUCCGCUUUCCGACGGCCGUGUCGUCCGUCACUUGCACAGAUAUCGUCCUUGCUACUAGCUCUUACAGUACAAGGCUACAAAGCGUUGUGCGCCUAUAGGCAGGUUUACAGACACUCCUCACAGUCACAGGCACGCACCGGCGGCAGCAAUGGCAGAUGUUCUCGACGAUGCGAAGGACAUUGUGAAGCUUUAUGAGUGUGGAGAACGCCUCAACGAAGUCAAGGAUAAGUCUCAGCAUGCCCAGGACUACGAUAACAUUAUUAAGGCGGCAAAGAGCAGCAGUGUAAAAGCAAGGCAAUUAGCUGCGCAGCUAAUUCCUCGUUUUUUCAAGUACUUCCCUGCUCUGUCGGCUUGUGCAGUCGAUGCACAUCUCGAUUUGUGCGAAGCAGAAGAAUUAGGGUGCAAGCAAUACGUGGGCUGCCUCUGUUCUGUAAGGAUACACCAGAGCAUCUCUCUUAAAUUGUUGAUAUUCUUGCACAACUUCUCACUGCUGAAGAAUGUGGAGCGUGAUGCAGUAUGUAAAGCACUUUUGUCAUUGUUGAGGCAAGAUGCCCGAGCUUCUUUGACAGCCCUAUUUAAGCAUAUUGAGUGGGUUGAUGGGCAGAUAACAGAUGAGAAUCUACGUGAGAAAACCCUGCUUUUCAUUAGAGACAAGGUCUUUCCACUUAAAGCUGAGCUCUUAAAGCCGUCAGAGCAAAUGGAAAGACAUAAAACUGAAUUGAUAAAAAACAGCCUACAAGAUGUCACUGGAGCUGAAUUCAAGAUGUUUAUGGAUUUCUUAAACAGCUUGAGCAUGUUUGGUGAGAAAGCUCCUCCAGAGAGGCUGCAUGAAUUAAUUGAAAUCAUUGAAGGCCAAGCUGAUCUUGAUACCCAAUUUAAUGUUGCAGAUGUGGAUCAUAUAGAUCGACUAAUUUCAUGCCUGUUUAUGGCUCUUCCAUUUUUUGAGAGGGGUGCAUCUAAUAGCAAGUUUUUCAACUAUUUAAACAAGCACAUUAUUCCAGUUUUUGAUAAGGUAAGAGAGUUUACUGGAGGUUCCCGUGGGUCCACUAUGGACAUGAGUGACAUAUGUGUGCUUCCAGAGGAACGAAAAGUGGACCUGCUUAAAAACCUUGCUGAGAGUUCCCCUCACACUUCCUCACUGGACUCUAGACAAAUUCUUCCUGCUGUUACUACGCUCUUGAAGGCAAUGUUGUUUCAGAAGUUCAUGCCUCAAAGAAAAGCAGAAGAGAUGAAUUUUACUUAUGUGGAGUGCUUAUUAUAUGCAUUUCACCAUUUAGCUAACAAGGCACCAAAUGCAACUAAUUGCUUAUGCGACUACAAGAUUGUGACUGGACAGCCAUCGGAUAGGCUCGGUGAGGACUUCUCACAUCAAUACAAAGAUUUCUCUGAGCGAACACAAAAGCUGAAUGCUGCAACUGGGCUGCGAACGUGCAAUAACAUCUUGGCUAUGACUAAGCCUCUGCACUCCAAAACUCCUUCAUUUGUUGGAGACAAGAAAACAAUCAACUUAUCUUGGAAAGAUGCAGUAGUGAAGCCUACCGCAACAUCAUCUACUUCUGCCACAGGCCAUUCCCUAACUAAAAAUAUAAUGAAAUUUGAUAAUUCCCCCUCCAAAGAAAACAUCCUUCAGUUUAUGGGGAUCCGUGGAGCGAUUAUUGUAGAGUUGUCUCGUUUAAUUACUUCAACGUCAUCUUCG
Molecule: messenger RNA, 1739 nt
Organism: Striga asiatica
Lineage: Eukaryota; Viridiplantae; Streptophyta; Magnoliopsida; Lamiales; Orobanchaceae
Source: the annotation of a GenBank genome assembly